Molecule: messenger RNA, 2518 nt
Organism: Pocillopora verrucosa
Lineage: Eukaryota; Metazoa; Cnidaria; Anthozoa; Scleractinia; Pocilloporidae
Product: histamine H2 receptor
Biological process (GO): G protein-coupled receptor signaling pathway, coupled to cyclic nucleotide second messenger; chemical synaptic transmission
Cellular component (GO): dendrite; plasma membrane
Molecular function (GO): neurotransmitter receptor activity; G protein-coupled serotonin receptor activity
Source: RefSeq, a predicted model, not a curated record
CAGCUUUAAAUACGAGAGAAGAAAAAAAGGCAGGAAAAGACAGAGACAAAAAGGAAAAGCUUUUCAUUAAGUAUCAGCCCGAAGUACGGAUAGGUUGUUGGCUAUUAAGGAAAUAAUGUGAUGAAUUCGCUAACGUCAAAGAAGAGCACACCUGGUGGUCAUACAGGAAAAAAAUAAAAGAGGACCACAUCGCCUUUAGCACCAUUGUUACAAAGAAAACCUAUCGAUAUCACGGAAUCCUUACUGCGAGUAAUUCACUUGCGGGAGAAGAUCUCGGCAUGGAGGGAAUUUCAACGAAUAUCUCCUCCUUGCUUGGCAAUCCCAAUCACACUACGACAGAAACCUGUGAUGAAACUUUACAGAAGAUUUUUUGGGUCGUAAAUGGCGUCUUGGCUUUGAUCAUUUUUGCGGGAAACACUCUAACUUGUGUGAUCUUUCUGUCCACUACGAUUCUUCGACAACAGAUCAUGAACAUCUUCCUUGUCAGCUUAGCAGUUAGUGAUAUUCUCAUGGCCAUUAUGGUCGUCCCAGGUUACACCGCAUUCUGCGCGGGCUGUAAGUACCUCUCCACGGACACUUGCUGGAUUCUAGCGCAGACCAAAGACAUCGUGUUCAGUUCGUCCUUUUUCAGCCUAUUAGCCAUCACGUACGAUAGAUAUUUGGCGGUGUUACGCCCUUUGCAGUACAGCAGCAAAAUGACUAGAACCAAAGUCACUUGUAUGGUGAUAGCCAUUUGGGUUAUUCCUGCUCUCGUUGCCACCGCAAGAAAUAUAUGGUGGCAGACGCAAGAGGAAGAAAAAGCUAAGGUUAUUAAUCAGGUUUAUAACGUAAUACUAGUUUUUCUCCUCGUUGUGUUACCAGCUAUUAUAAUGACCGUUGUCAACUCGAUGAUUAUUCGCGCCAUUCGGACGCAGCGAAGGAAAACGAUUCCCAUGAGAGACUCAUUAAGCUCCUCGACCGAAUUUUCAUGUGAGGAAACACGCGCUGCAAGUGUUAGAAAACGAAAAGGAACCAGUGCAUGUGCUGCAGUUGUUUUAGUGUUUGUGUUGUCAUGGGUUCCCCGCUCAAUCUACAACUUCGCUUUUGUGGUUGGUCGUGCUGAUCUGGUUACUCCCCUUCUGGUAAAACUGUCCAUGUUUUUUCUUCUUUUGCAGUCAUGCGUGAAUCCUUUCAUUUACUCAUUUUACAGGACGGAUUUUCGGCAGGCCGCUAAACGACUGUUUAAAUUUGGCCAUUAAGGAAAAGGCCGCAUACGUGUAAUCUAUCUCAAGAGACCGUUCAACUUGUGGGUGGCCAUGUUUUUUUUUGCCUCUUUUUAAAUUUCUUUUUCAUUUUUCUGAUCAAAGAAAACAAGCUGUUCAUUUCGAUUUCAGCUGCUUGUGUUUUCUCAGUUGCAGAACCAAAUAAAGAGAGUUCUGACCGAGCAUAUUUGGGAUGUGGGGAAAAGUUAACGAUCUACUCCUUGUUAUAGAUUGACUUGUUAAUAAGUCUAUAAUCUUUUUCGCAGAUUUAUUAUAAACUUAGAACAUUAUUUACAUAAACGACUCAAAUUUCCGCCGAUUGCAUGGCUAUAUUUGUAAUGUCUUAACAAUCAGAUGUAGAGAGCGAUAGUAUUAGAUACGAAAUUUGUUUAUUAAGCACCGAAUUGCACAGUUUUGAUCAAGCAGUCAGCUGUUUGGUUGCCCUUUGGGUUGCUGCUGAAGCGUUAGAGACGUAAAAAAAUUUGCGCUGAAGGAGCUGACAAUCUUUGACUUUUCUUUGAGUCAUUGAAAUCUGUUGGGAAUGAAGAAAACUUAUUGAGGGUACAAGAACACCAAAGAUCGAGGGUUACGGAUGAAGAAGAUUAAGGCUUCCUAAAAAUGCUCAUCCUGAAUCUUUCCAUGAUGCACGAUCCGUGACGUAGCUUCUUUAACGACCCUUUCAGCACUCGAAGUGAUCAGCUUUAAAUUCUCCAUCAUUGGCUUUCUUGUUCCUCCUUACGAUCGAUGCUUAGUCAUUUUCAAUUGAGUGUGGAAACUAAUCCGGUAUCGCAUUGGUUUUGCUUCACUUUGCUCUGUGAUUGGCCCAAUAAACUCGCACCACCCUCUCAGUUAACCAAUCAGAUGCAAAACUAAACCCAAUCACGACCCCGUUUUCCCGCGCUUCUAGCAGCUUUGAGUUCUCAUUGGCGCUUGAGAUUAUUUGCCUUUUUUCUGAUUGGUUGUUGUGAUUACCUUAGUUUUGGUUUUACGACACUCAAUCGAACAACGCUCUAUACCAGCAUGCGAUAAUUCCUUUAGGCUGAAUGUUCCACGGUUGAAAGCGAUUUUUCACGUAGUAAAAACGUUGCUAAAUAUCUUGACGUAGCUAGAGGAAAACUAGACUUCUUAGUUUUUUAGCAUUGAAUUAAACUCGGUAAAUGAAGCCUGGAUAUCAAACUCUUUGUAAUUUCAAUUAAGGAAAUACUUAUUGACUCGGUUUCAAUACCGACUUGCGUUCAUUAACAUCAAAAAACUGUCGUAUUCAUCGUUUAUGUAAA